UCAAUUAUGGCAAAACAAUGUGUAUUAACCUCCCACCAUACAUUCAGUUAAACAAACAUAACAGAUUGCUACCAAGACUUUUUUUCUUCAACCAUAUCCUGAAUCCAACCCCACCAUUUUCUGUUUCAAAACAUGAACACCAAAAUCAUUGAAGCAGAAUUAACCUUUACAUAAUCUCUUACACUUUUUUGCUGACUUCUUUAACAUCUCAUUUUGAUUGAAGGGGUUCUCUUAUCUCUCCCAUUCUUUUUUUUUCUUCCUCUCAUUGAUCAAAUACCACUCUCAUGUUUUUUGUCUCCCAAACAAGAAGAAGGAACUCAAUAAACAUACCAACAUUUUAACAUUGAUCCUUUGUUUUUAUUUAUGAAAACAAAGGUGGAACUCAAAGAAGGUCUACUCAACGAUGGUUCGAACUUUUAGUAACCAAAAAAGCAUGCAGAAGUCUAAGUCUUUUCAUUUGAGGAAGAUGUUUGAGAUCCCAGGGAAACAUCUUCAUGGUUUCUUUGAUAAGGAUAGUGAUGAAGGAGGUGAUCCUGAAAAGGUGUAUUCAAAAAGUUUUGAGUUGAGAAGUACAACUGAUCAGCCAAUUGAAAUUCAGCAACCAGGAUUGGCUCUCAAUAAUAGUGAGCAUGUUCCAGCAGCAAGCUUGGUGGGUGAAGUGCCUAGAAUGCCUCCCAAGCCACCAACUGAAACUGAAUUGAUGAAGGAAAGGUUUGCUAAGCUGCUUUUAGGAGAAGACAUGUCAGGUGCAGGGAAUGGUGUUUCUUCUGCAUUGGCUUUGUCAAAUGCCAUAACAAACCUGGCUGCAUCUGUUUUUGGAGAAAUUUCAAAGCUAGAGCCAAUGACUCAAGAAAGGAAGGCCAGGUGGAGAAAAGAAAUUGACUGGCUCUUAUCUGUGACUGAUCACAUUGUUGAAUUUGUUCCAUCACAACAGAUAGGGAAGGAUGGAACAAGCAUGGAGAUCAUGACUACUCGGCAAAGAAGCGAUCUUCUCAUGAACAUCCCAGCUAUGCGCAAGCUUGAUGCAAUGCUCAUUGACACACUAGACAACUUUAGAGAUCAAGAUGAGUUUUGGUAUGUCUCUAAAAAUGAGGAGGAGACUGAGGGUACACCUAACACCCAAAGGAAGAGUGACAAGUGGUGGCUACCAAUUGUUAAAGUUCCCCCAACAGGGUUGUCAGAUAUGGCUGGAAAAUGGAUACAGUUCCAGAAGGACAGUGUAAACCAAGUACUCAAAGCAGCCAUGGCAAUAAAUGCUCAAGUACUAUCAGAGAUGGAGAUCCCUGAUAACUACAUUGAAUCUCUCCCCAAGAAUGGUAGAGAUAGCCUUGGUGAAUCAAUCUACAAGAGCAUUACUGUGGAAUACUUUGAUCCUGGGCAGUUUCUCUCAACAAUGGACAUGUCCACUGAGCAUAAGGUUCUUGACCUCAAGAAUAGGAUUGAAGCUUCCAUAGUGAUAUGGAAAAGAAAGAUGACCAGCAAGGAUUCAAAGUCCACAUGGGGUUCUGCUGUGAGCAUGGAGAAGAGGGAACUCUUUGAGGAGAGAGCAGAAACAAUAUUGCUCAUGAUCAAACAGCAGUUUCCAGGACUUCCCCAAUCUUCACUUGACAUAAGCAAAAUCCAAUACAACAAGGAUGUGGGACAAGCCAUUCUAGAGAGCUAUUCAAGAGUAAUAGAAAGUCUUGCUUUCACAGUUUUGUCAAGGAUUGAGGAUGUCUUGUAUUGUGAUACAGUCACAAAGAAUCCAUCAUUGGCAGUGAGUAGCAGGAGGUUUUCAUUGGAUUCUUCACAAUUAGCAGGGCAGAAUUCCCCAGACUCUGAGGAAGAUAUGGGAAACAAGCAUUCUACAGGGACACCACCGUCCAUGACUCUCUCAGAUUUCAUGGGUUGGAGUUCAAACAAGGGAGGGAGUGAUAUGAAGAAGACUAACUCCACAGGAGACUUAGAAGACUACAUGAAUGAAAAAGAUGAAAAGAGUAUUAAUAAAUCACCUAAGUUAACUACCCCAAAGAAAAAUUACUACUUGGAGAAGUUUGAUUACUUGAAUGCCAUAAAAAGUCCCAUAGCUAGACAUUAACAUUAGUACCAAAAAAGGGAAUGGGGAAGAGAGAAAGAUUGGAACACAGACCAAAAUAGAAAGUCACAAUGCAGAUGUAAACACAGCUUGAGGCCCGGUUAUGUAGUUUUUUGUUCGGAUAUCAGUCAAAUUCAACGUGAACGGACUUGCAUCUCCAUCCACAAGAAAGUUCCGUUCACUUUUUAUCUUGAAGUGGGUGCUAACAUCCGUUUGCACCAGUAUCCAAACAUAGCCAGAAGUAGGACCCUACUUAAGUAGAAGCUCUUGGGUACUCUUCUUCCUUCCUUCCAUGGAAAGGGAAGUUAGAAUAUAACUAUUGAGUUGUAUGUUCCUGGCAUAACUGGUUUGUACAUUAUGUAAGUCAGACUCUUAGGUCAUGUAAUUUCUGGACUUUCUUGUAAAUUUUAAUUUCAUUACUCCUUCCAAAUAGUGGAAGACUGAUAUAGUCCUUGUCCUAAGAUCAUUGUUGAACUCGUCAAUUCUUUCA
Lotus japonicus is the source of this 2564-nucleotide messenger RNA. RefSeq names its product rho guanine nucleotide exchange factor 8-like. The transcript has 7 exons. NCBI's taxonomy places the organism in Eukaryota, Viridiplantae, Streptophyta, Magnoliopsida, Fabales, Fabaceae. The record is from RefSeq and is a predicted model, not a curated record. The coding region runs from base 404 to 2077 and encodes 557 amino acids. Gene Ontology annotation, molecular function: guanyl-nucleotide exchange factor activity.